AUGGGGAACCCAUCCCCUUGGAGCUCUAAAUAUCGGCCUAGCCGGAAUUCGUCUUAUAGCAUCGGAGCACUCUCUGCUACCUCUCUCAUCUGGUCAUCUACUAGAAAUUUAAACAUAUCUUCAUCAGCAAUCGCUAACAAAAUUACUAGUGUUAAAGACUCUAUAUCCCCGUGGCUUCCAUCCUAUAGUUCCCCACGGGAGGAGAAAGAUAUUGCUGCUACGCUUGAGCUUCCUGCAUCACCUAAUACGACCCACGAAACGAACACCACAACUACUGCCACAGUCUCUCCUUCUAUCUUCCCAGCUCCUGCCACCGGCCUGAGGAGAACCUCGAAAUCCACUCCCUUCAAAUCUUACGCCCUAUCUAAACAACCUAGACACCCAUUUUUAUCCAUCAUGGACGAUUUCGUUGUCCAAGCCUAUCCAUAUGCCAAAGUCGCAGUCAACCAUGCCAGUGCUGUCCUCGCCCAUGCCCUCAAAAUCGUCUACCCGAUCUUAAACAAUCUCUAUAACCAAAACCCAACAUUAGUUUCCAUAGUCCUUCUAGUCUCUGCCGUCUACUUUGUCCUCCGCAUCGUCACCAAAAUCACAAAUUUCAUCUGGUCCGUAACACGGAAUAUCUUCCAAUUAUUCUUCGUAAUCGGUGUCGUCUUGGCCUGCAUGAACUACUAUAACAAAAGAUCUACUGGAAAGCUAGGGGAUGAUGGAAAUGUAAUUCCGGGUUUCGAUUGGGAUGCUACUUGGGCCGAUUUCCAAGGUGUUUGGGGUUUUGUACAAAAUAUUGGGGCGGUACUGAUGGAUCUUGUGGAGAGCGGAAGCAAUCUUGAAGAAGAUGGAUGGAAUAGCGGGAGGAGAAAGACAAUGGGUAUGAAGGGUGAUGGACUUUUUGCUGAGCGACCGGGGAACAAAAAGGGUGAACAGAAAUGGCGGUGA
Messenger RNA from Orbilia oligospora ATCC 24927, 933 nucleotides. RefSeq lists its product as uncharacterized. The transcript has a single exon. Bases 1 to 933 code for a protein of 310 amino acids. NCBI's taxonomy places the organism in Eukaryota, Fungi, Ascomycota, Orbiliomycetes, Orbiliales, Orbiliaceae. The record is from RefSeq and is a predicted model, not a curated record.